This is a messenger RNA of Symbiodinium sp. CCMP2456, 1767 nucleotides long. The record is from the annotation of a GenBank genome assembly. Lineage: Eukaryota; Dinophyceae; Suessiales; Symbiodiniaceae.
AUGCAUGCGAGAAAUCUAAGGCAAACGCCGCUGGCCAUUGCAUGGCUAGCAUGCCUUCUGCUUUGGGAGUUUACCUCUGCUGAGUCAGACUCCUGCAGGUCGUCGGAUGACACGUCGCUGAUCCAGUUAGCUCCCAGCAAUCUUAGAGCGCGCGUGAGCCCGUGCUUGAAUGCCUACCAGCAGUCUGUGCAGAGCGUCCUCUCUGACUAUGGCGACCACGUUCUUCAGAGAAGUUGGGGUGGCUCUUCUGCACCUGCCCGGACGGGGCAAGCACCGGUCCUGGGAGUAGGCUUCGAUGGCGCCACGUCGAUGGCAUUGGCCACCUUCUGCCGGCAACGAGGUCUGUCUGUGCUACAUGCCCGUCCCGGACAGCAGUCUCACUGGAUUAGCAGCUACCCUGCGCUCUAUGGGAAGUACAAGUCUGCAGGUCGAUGCAGAAAAGAGUUGGACAAGUUUGAUUUCUCCCUCGCUGCCGGAGAGGGCUACAAUGUCUUGUUCGAUGAGGCGGUGUCGCACCACUUCCUCGACUUUUUCUUCAUUUCCCCUGAUUCCAAAGUCCUCCUCGCUGUGCAUCCAUCUACGGAGCGCCAAAACCAGACAAGCACCAUACAGUUCAGAUCAGAGCAUACAUUCCCAGCGAUGUCCACCUGCAACCGCGAUGUUGCGGAUGUGUCGCAGGCGCAAGCUAUAGAUCUGAUGCGGGCGCAUCAGGACUUGGUGCGUUGCGUUGUCCCCUCGGAACAGCUCCUGGAAGUGCGCCUGGAGAACAACAACCUUACUGCGAUCUCUGCCUUCUUGGGCCUGGGCCUCCGACAGUUUGAAGCUCCGUGGCCCCAGUUCAGAUACGGCUUCACUCCGCGCUUCAGCGGCGGUGGCGAUCGGAAGGCAGUCGGAAAGACCCUCUCCGUGUGCAUCACCGGGCAGAUGGGCCGUUUGGAGCUCGAGUCGAAGAUCGCACACGUCAUCAAGCCUGCCUCGAGGCAAGGCAUGCAGGUGAUUGUCAUGGUCGUGCUCGACCCCCGCGAUUCGACACAUUUUGUACACAGAGGCGGCCUCGACGUGGUGAUUGGUCCCUACAAAAGCUUUGACGACUUUCGUGGCUUGAUCCCUGGCCCGGCCUCAGUGAUCUACGACCCCUUCAUUCCAGAAGACUUUCCCAUCAUCCACGGCUACCUGGAGGAACUUCGCAAGGAACCAGGUAAUCCGCGCAUGCGUGCCUUCUCCCACAUGCGCCAAUGGGAAGCGCUCAGUCGUUGUGCAGAGCUUCAAAAAGACCAUCAGCCAGAUAUGACAUUGAGAUUGCGGGAGGACACUUACCUCCUUCAAUCAAUGCAUCCAGAUGCAGAGAAAGAGGGCGUUUAUGUGCCGCAGUGCCGGCCAUGUGGCGGCGUCAAUGACAAGGCUGCCUUUGCAGUGGGUGCCGACGUGGCCUACAGGUACUUGACUACACCGCUGAAGUUGAUGAGAACAGACUUUGACUUCAUUCGCAAACAUCACAAGGCACAUUCCAAAGGAGCAAUGGGACCAGAGGCAGUUCUGAUGGAAAGCCUGUUCAAAGCCAAGAUCAAAUCGUUCCCGUUGCCACCGGAGAGUUUGCCAAUGGCACCUGCCCGCCACGCCAAGUACGAGGACCAGUUCUACUACUGCUUCUAUCGCUCAGUGCAGGAAUGCAUUCCGGAGGCAACGCUGCGACAAUUGAAGGCCAAAAGCCCGAGGAUCAAUGGUGUAGCGAAUGAAAGCGUAGCAUGCACGCCGGUCUCAGCAUAA